Messenger RNA from Trypanosoma grayi, 381 nucleotides. RefSeq names its product ribosomal protein S6. The coding region runs from base 1 to 381 and encodes 126 amino acids. The record is from RefSeq and is a predicted model, not a curated record. Gene Ontology annotation, molecular function: RNA binding. Gene Ontology annotation, biological process: maturation of SSU-rRNA; ribosome biogenesis; mRNA splicing, via spliceosome. The transcript has a single exon. Lineage: Eukaryota; Euglenozoa; Kinetoplastea; Trypanosomatida; Trypanosomatidae. Gene Ontology annotation, cellular component: small-subunit processome; box C/D methylation guide snoRNP complex; nucleolus.
AUGACAGCCGAAAUCAGUGAGAAGGCAUUCCCUCUCGCCGGGGACCGUCUGACGCAGACCAUCCUGGACUUAGUGCAGGAGGCCAGCAAUGCGAAGAUGAUCAAGAAGGGUGCAAAUGAGGCCACUAAAGCACUUAACCGAGGAAUUGCUGAUUUGAUUGUGCUGGCGGGCGACACAAACCCCAUCGAGAUCCUUCUGCACCUUCCAUUGUUGUGCGAAGACAAGAACGUGCCGUACGUAUUCGUCCCUUCCAAAACUGCUUUAGGUCGGGCAGCACAGGUUUCGCGUAAUGCCGUGGCUCUGGCGAUUCUGCAGACAGAGAACAGCCCCAUCUCUUCCAAGGUUCAGGCCGUGAAGUUGGAGAUUGAGCGGCUGCUGUAA